AUGGGGUUGAGAAGGGGACUGUGGAACUAUCGCAGCAUCGCCCUGAUUAUCCUUGCACCGCUGCUGCUGCUUCCUCUUCCUCUAGUCAUCGGGACGAAGGAGGCAGAAUGUGCCUUUGUGUUGCUGCUGAUGGCGACAUACUGGAUGACAGAGGUGAUUCCUCUGCCCAUGACCGCCAUGCUUCCCGCCAUCCUCUUCCCCACCUUUGGCAUCAUUAAGUCCUCACAUGUGGCGAAGGAGUACUUUAAAGACUUCCACUUCUUGCUGGUGGGCGUCAUCUGCCUCGCCACGUCCAUUGAGAAAUGGGGUCUCCACCGCCGAGUCGCCCUGAGGCUCGUCACCAUGGUGGGAGUCAACCCUGCAUGGUUGAUGUUGGGCUUCAUGUCCGGCUGCGCAUUCAUCUCCAUGUGGGUCCAAAACACCUCGGCUGUUGCCAUGGUGAUGCCCAUCGUGGAGGCUGUUCUCCAGCAGAUCCUGAAGGCCAAGGAGGAGGGAUGUGUCAGCGAAGACAACCCCGGCCUGCAGCUGGACGAAACUGACUGCCAUUUUGAAAAGAUGAAAGAAGCUGCGAGUGACCAGAAGCGUCCAGAUGUUCCUGAAGACACUUGUGUUCAGAUACAGACACCGUCGCAGUCUGUUGCAGCGCAGCCGGGAGCUCUCAGCAGGUGUAAACAGGACCUGAUGAUGUGUAAAGCCAUGUGCCUCGGCAUCGCCUACUCCUCCAACAUCGGAGGCAUCUCCACACUGCCCGGCACCUCGCCCAACCUCAUCUUCUCCGAGUACCUCAACCAGGUUUACCCGAACUGCAACUGCAUUAACUUUGCGAACUGGCUGGUGUUGUGCCUGCCCAUCAGUGUCAUCAUGCUGCUGCUGACAUGGAUAUGGCUGUACUGGCUCUUCUUUGGCUCAGACUUCAGGUUCCUGUGUCAACGUGGAGGAGAGCAGUCUCAGAAAGAGGCAGCAGCAAGAAAAGUGAUUGAAGAAGAGUACAGGUCGCUGGGACCCAUGAGCUCUCAGGAGAUCGUCACUGCGGUGGUUUUCUUGACGAUGGUGUUGUUGUGGUUGACCAGAUCUCCAGGUUUCAUGCCAGGCUGGGCUUCUCUCUUCCCUCAUCACACAGGCUACAUCACUGACGCGACUGUGGCUCUGCUGCUGGGCCUCCUCCUCUUCAUCAUACCCGCCUACGGACCUUCCAGACAAUAUGAGGCCAUGAUCUCCUGGGAUAAUUUCCAGGCCUUAAUGCCGUGGAAAGUGGCGCUGCUGGUCGGCGGAGGCUUUGCACUCGCUGAAGGCACAAAGGAGUCGGGCCUGUCUUUGUGGGUGGCCGAGCUUCUGACACCUCUGGGUGAACUGCCAGUCUUGGCCACGAUCGCGAUCGCCUGCAUCAUCGUCACCACAGUAACAGAGUUCGCCAGCAACGCCGCCACCAUCACCAUCUUCCUCCCCAUCCUCUCUCCUCUGGCUGAGGCCAUCCAUGUCAACCCGCUGUACGUCCUGAUCCCCACCACCCUCUGCACAUCCUACUCCUUCCUCCUGCCGGUGUCCAACCCGCCCAACGCCAUCGUGUUCGGCUACGGACACAUCACCGUCAUGGACAUGGUGAAGGCGGGGCUUGGCGUCAACGUGAUCGGCGUCCUUGCCACCCUGUUGGCCGUGACGACGUGGGGAGUGCCGUUAUUCUCCCUGAAUACGUACCCUGACUGGGCGCCGCUCCUCCCCGAGUUCAACUCCACUGCACCCUGA
Perca flavescens (yellow perch) is the source of this 1743-nucleotide messenger RNA. It is a transcript of the gene slc13a1, whose product is annotated as solute carrier family 13 member 1. Gene Ontology annotation, biological process: sodium ion transport; sulfate transmembrane transport. Gene Ontology annotation, molecular function: sodium:sulfate symporter activity. The transcript has 15 exons. Gene Ontology annotation, cellular component: plasma membrane. The record is from RefSeq and is a predicted model, not a curated record. The coding region runs from base 1 to 1743 and encodes 580 amino acids. Lineage: Eukaryota; Metazoa; Chordata; Actinopteri; Perciformes; Percidae.